GUUAAGCGGUGUGUGGACGACGUUAGGUUCGUUUCCGACUCUCCGCCCCAUGGCCCAGGCGUCUCGUUCUGGUGGCCUUCUGCCUCCACUCGCUAACGUGCCCUCGCCGUGGGCGCAGCCCGGGGGCGCCCGGGAGGAGGGGUGCGUGGGAAGGCGGGUGUGCGCAGCCCGGGGCAGGCACGCUUGGUGGCCGGCGCCCGCAGACGCGGGUGAGGACGCCGAGGUCGGCACUGCAGACUGGAGGCGGGAGGCCUCGUCUGGCGGCCCGAUUCCUCCAGCGCUGCAGCGUCUCCGGACGGCGUUGCUGCGGCUGCACCGGGAACGGGAGCAGCUCCGGCAGGCCCGGGACUGCGCCCGCCACCUGCAGGCGGUUCUGCGCCUGCUGGGACCCGGCACGUCUGCAUGCGACCCUCACUCCUUGCCCCAGCUCUGUAGGGACCUGCAGCUUCACCCCUUCCGCGGGACCGUACCACAAAUUGGCCUUCGGGACACCCCUAAGAUGCUACUCCUAGCUCGCUUGGUCGGACUAGCUGCCCAGCGCCUGGAAGCUGCCAUCGAGGUACAGCUUCGCGCUGUGGGCCGGGCACCUGCCAGCCUGGCCUUGAUGUCCCAACUGGCCGAUCUGCUGCAGGCACUUCCUGUCUACCACGGGCUACAGGGAAAAGCCAUGAACCACAUCCCCAGGGCAGCGCGCCCUUUUCCACAGGCCCGCGUGCUCCGUCUCCUGGCCGCGGAACGGGGUGGCCAGGUGGCAGAUAGACUGGAUGUGGCGCUCAGGGGAUCGGGCUUGCAGGACCAACUCCGCAAGCAGUGCGUGGAGGAGCGGAUUCUGCUACCCGGGUUGCUGGGACUCCUAGGGGGCGUGGCCGGUACAGACAGUGCCCUGGGACUUGGAGAGGCUGGAUCCCUGUGGAGCCAGUAUUGGACCUUGCUGUGGGCAGCCUGUACCCAGAGCCUAGACUUAAUUCUGGGACCCUGGAGGGACCCCAGGGCAGUUGCACAACAGCUGAGUCAGGUUCUAGGUCAGGCAUCCCUGCCUCAGGAGUGUGAGAAGGAGCUGACUUCUUUAUAUCACAGUCUACUUCAUCAGUCUCUUAUCUGCAGCUGGGACCAAGGUUUCUGCCAGGCCUUGGGAUCAGCCCUUGGAGAUCAGACCAGCCUUGCCACACCCUCUCAUACUACAGAACUGUUGCAGCAGCUCUUUCCUCCUCUCUUGGACACCCUCCAAGAACUUAGGUCGAGACAUAGCCUAUGUCACACUCCAGGUCCUGAAGCUGUCGCCCUGGGGCUGUGUACCCUGCAGACCACCUUACUCUGGUUCUGGGGUAGAGCUCAGCAGCACCUGGCAGCAUGGGACCCAGGAUCUUUCCUGCUCCUGAUCCAGAAGGACUUACCUCCUCUAUUGCAUGAGGUGGAAGCUCUUUGCACCCUGGCCUCAGAGGGAAGCUUAACUCUGGAGAUGCAGAAGCUGACUGCACAGAUGCAGUUUCUGCCUGAAGAGUCACUAAGUCUCUUUUAUCAAGAAUGUCACAAACAAGCCACACGGGGAUUCAAGCUCCACAUGCCACAGGGUCGGUACUGGAGGCUUCGUCUCUGUCCUGAACUCCCCAGUGCUCCUAGUGAGUAUGCUGCCAUGGUGGUCCGCCCUCUACUGGAGCCUGUGUUGCAAGGAUUGCAGGGAUUGCCACUCCAAGCCCAGGCCCCUGCCCUCGGUCAGGCACUGACAGCCAUCCUGGGUGCCUGGCUUGACCACAUCCUCACCCAUGGGAUUCGGUUCAGCCUGCAGGGGGCGCUGCAGCUCAAACAAGACUUUGGAGUGGUCAAAGAAAUGCUUGAGGAGGAACAAUGGGGCCUGUCCCCAGAGCUUCGCCAGUCUCUGCUUAUGCUCAGCAUCUUCCAGCAGCUCGAUGGGGCCUUGCUGUGUCUGCUUCAGCAGCCUCUGCCCAAGGUUCCAGUCCACAGAAGGCCUUCCUGUUGCUGUGUUUGUAAUGAGGUCCAGGCGACAGACUUGAGCAGCAGCAGCCUCAACAGCCUGGAAAGCUUGGCACACCCUCUACGGCCUGGAGCACUCCCAGCCCAGACAACUCACCUGCUGAGCACUCCGGGAGGAGGGGGACCUAGUCCUGAGGCUUACUUGGUGGGAAAUCAGCAAGCCUGGCUUGCCCUGAGGCUGCACCAGCACCCUCGUUGGCACCUGCCUUUUCUUUCCUGCCUUGGGGCAAGUCCUGAAUCUUAAAUUGCCUAGGAUCUGAGUUGGAAAAACCUGAAGACAUGAGUAGUUUCAUUUUAAAGAGAUCUAGAAUUGGGAGUUUGCAGGAACACAAUACAUACACUACAGAGCCUCGAGUUACAAGCAAAUACUCCAAGCUCACUCCAGCACCUGCAACCCAGCAUCAAGGGCAAACUUACAUUUCUGGGAGGCUCAGGUCUAGUUCCCCUUCAGUGAAGACCUCAGGGCAAACAUGGGAGAAGGAUCUCAGGGGACAGGGAAAGGGGUUGGGGGAGGGUGGGGAGACCAAUGGAAAACAGAAGUUAAACGCUGCUUCCUGGUAAAUCUCAAGAGCUAGCCAGGCCAAAAAGUUAAUG
This is a messenger RNA of Jaculus jaculus (lesser Egyptian jerboa), 2586 nucleotides long. It is a transcript of the gene Ccdc142, whose product is annotated as coiled-coil domain containing 142. The record is from RefSeq and is a predicted model, not a curated record. Lineage: Eukaryota; Metazoa; Chordata; Mammalia; Rodentia; Dipodidae. The coding region runs from base 50 to 2236 and encodes 728 amino acids. The transcript is spliced from 9 exons.